UAGUUUUGAGCAUUGAAAUACAAACCUCUGCAUUUAAUAAAACACAUUUUGAACUUGGCUAUAUACCUACCGUUGGUAGUUGGUAGUUGGUAGUUGGUAAUUGGUAGUUAGUAGAGGUUAGUACCAGGUAUCUACCAGUCUAUCUUCUACAUUUGUCAGUAAACUAAAAUACUGGCAAACAAAACAUUGUAUUUGACAGAUUCGUAGACAAAUCAAGUGAUUGACUUUGACAUAGAAUAUGUAAAAUUAUAUUCUGCCAUAAAUUUGUAACAAAUAAUAAAUUAUAAAAGAUAUGUGUCUGAAAUUAAAGUGCACUAACCUAACAGGUCUUUUAAAUUAGCGAAUUUACUUAUAAAUAGCGUUUUAAAGUAAUAUUGCUUGUAUAUUAUAUAAACUCAAAACUUCAAACUUCAACUUCAAUUAUGGCAGCAAUAAGACAUACAUUACAAAGAGAAGUGUUUACACCUAGUGAUGAAAAAUUAUUAAGCGUAUGUUAUGUCAGUAAAGCAUAUAGAAAAAAGAAAAUGAGCUUUUUGUGCUUAACUACAACUACAGAUUCACCUUCAUCUUUACUUUUAUACCAAGUAAAAAAGAAUGAUAAAAAUGUAUUUAAGAAGAAACAAUCAUGGCCUUUAAGCGAUAUUCAAAUUGUGGAUGGUGUUAAAAAUGAUUCUAUGGACAUAGAGUUGCACAUUGAUAAAGUAUAUAAAUGGUCAGUGACAACAGCACAAGAACGAAGAACAUUUAUAAGUAAUUUAUAUACUUAUUCUUGCAAUUUAGCCCAAAGGCCACAAUUUAAAAAUAUUCCAAAAGAAUUGCUUAUAGAUCCCAGUUCAUUAAAAGAAAGUGAUAGUAUUACCUUCACACCAGAGCUGUUAACAUCUCCUAUUUCAUCUGAUUAUCAACCUAUUACUGAAAAAGAAGCUGCUGAUUUAAAACAAUUAAUGGAGGAUUGUGAAUAUGCAGUCUCUAAUGCGGAACUUUUUAUGGAAACUCUUUCUAAGGAUCUUUCAAUUCUUGACGGGGAAAAUGUACAAUCAGUUUUGGCAUCAGAAGCCUGUGUAACUCAAUUAAUGAAUAGUAUAGAAGCAGCAAUAACUGAAGCUUCUAUUGUCGAAUCUCGUCUUGCAGCCUAUGAUGAGGCCCUUGGUAGAAUUAGGGAAGUUAUGGCACGUGUAGGUCAAAAAAAUCAGGCGAUUCAUACAGCUAAUAAUAAUGCACGGCUUCUGUUAGAUCAAUUGAAUACAGUAAUUUCGCAAUUAGAUAUUUCUCCAACUCACCAACGUGUUUUGAGUGAAGCUGAGCUUCCAGGAGAAAAAGAAGAACUUAGCCAAGCAGGUGCCGCUCUAUUAAAAGCAACAACAGCUCCUUUACCACCCGGACUUGAUAAAUUAAGUGCAGUGACAGAACAAAAAAGACGACUUGAUAAACUCAGAGUAAAAUUUUCUGUAAUUGUUGCUAGACAUUUAAAUAAUCUCUUCAUACAUUUGGGCAAUGAUGUUGGAGAUAUGUCUACAUCAAUGACAGAUUUAAUUCUUCCAACACAUCAAGCAGUUCAUCAUGAACUUGAACCAUAUACAGAGCUAAUGCAAUUAUUAAGAGCAUUAGAUAAUAAGGCUUUUGUACAGUUAACUAAGGUAUAUACAGAUACAAUGAGUAAACUAUAUAAAAGGGAUUUAAAACGAUUUUUUGAGGAAGCAAAAAAUAAACUAAUUUGUAAACGCCUUCAAGCAAACACAUCAAAGUCUAGUGGCCAAAAAGUAGAAGAUUUACUGAAUCCUGCACCUAUUUGCUUAUUAAGUGGUGAAACAUGGGCACCAGUAGGGGAAGGAAAUCUUUUAGACUCAGUACUUGAUUGUCUGCUUUCUCAAAUGCAACCGGUCUGUCUCGCAGAACAAGCAUUCUGCAUUUCGUUUCUACAAUUAGAUUCUGUUCUUUCUCCAUCAAAAAGUAGUGAAAUGGAAGAAACAGAUAAUGUUAGUAAUGGAGCUGCAAGUCCUGGAUCAGUGACUUCUACAGCAAGUAAAAAAUUAGAAAGACAAGUAAAUGAAGAAGUGCGUGCUACAAUGGCGGCUAUAUUUCCAUCGCUAGAAACUGAAUUAAAUAAUUUUAUUGCCUUUCUGGAUAAAAUCGAUAGUUUUUGGUGUAUGUAUGUCUUGGUACGUUUGUCACAACAUGUUAUGUCAGCACAAGACACUGGUUCAUUUUUAUCUAUGACAUUUGCUUCUGCUCUAAUUCAAGUUAAAAGAGCAUUUGAUAAAUUUAUGCAAACACAAUUACAAUCAAUUCUCUGUGAUACUAAAGUUAAUCGCAGAAAUAAAUGUGGUAUUUUACCAUAUGUAGAGAAUUUUGGACCAUUUGCGAGAACGGCAGAGAAAAUCUUUAAAAAUUCAGACAGAAAAGUUGAUCUUGAGAAAUGGUAUACUAAAUUAGUGAGUACAAUGUUUGAAGCUAUUGUCAUCCAUAGCAGAGAACAUCAUAAAACUCCACAAGAGGUUAUUAAAAUGGAAAACUUUCACCAUUUAUAUGAUCUUCUAUCACAAUUAAAAAUACCUAUAUUUGAUCAUGAACGAAAGGAAGCUAAACAAAAAUAUCAGGAUGCUUUACGUGCAUAUGUUACGCAAUAUUUUGGGAGACCUCUAGAAAAACUGAAUCUAUUCUUUGAAGGCGUGCAAGCAAAAGUUGGUGCUGGAGUUAAAGAAUCUGAAGUUAGCUAUCAAAUGGCUUUUAGUAAACAAGAACUUAGACGUGUCGUAAAGGAAUAUCCCGCUCGAGAAGUUAAAAAAGGUUUAGAAAAUUUGUACAGAAAAGUUGAGAAACAUUUAUGCGAAGAAGAAAAUUUAUUACAAGUUGUUUGGCGUGAAAUGCAAGGUGAAUUUAUCGCGCAGUAUAAAUACAUAGAAGAGCUAAUUCAAAAGUGUUAUCCAGAUAGUAUGGUAACUCUUGAAUUUACUAUACAAGAUAUUUUAGAAUUUUUUUCAGAAAUAGCUCGAUCUCAUUGAAAAAAAUUAAUAAUUUACCAGUUGUAAAAUAAACGUUUCAUAAUAUAUAUUAAUAUUUAAAUUAAAAUAACAAUAACAAAAUAAUGUAAUUUCUUGAUAAAAAAAAAAUGUAAAUACUUAACUUUCAUAAGAACUAUCUAGAUUUUUGUUCAGUUUGAGUCUUCUUGUGAAAUAAGAUAAAUAAAACAAGCUUAUUUAUUUAAUAAAAUUCAAUCUAUAUACUUUUGGUAUUUUUACUCCUAAUAAUUUUUACAU
Messenger RNA from Bombus pyrosoma, 3257 nucleotides. RefSeq names its product exocyst complex component 1 (gene Sec3). Gene Ontology annotation, cellular component: exocyst; plasma membrane. Gene Ontology annotation, molecular function: phosphatidylinositol-4,5-bisphosphate binding. The transcript is spliced from 12 exons. Bases 423 to 3002 code for a protein of 859 amino acids. Lineage: Eukaryota; Metazoa; Arthropoda; Insecta; Hymenoptera; Apidae. Gene Ontology annotation, biological process: Golgi to plasma membrane transport; exocytosis. The record is from RefSeq and is a predicted model, not a curated record.